Durusdinium trenchii is the source of this 713-nucleotide messenger RNA. NCBI's taxonomy places the organism in Eukaryota, Dinophyceae, Suessiales, Symbiodiniaceae. The record is from the annotation of a GenBank genome assembly.
CAAUUUCAACACGUCCGCUGAACUGAGACAAGUGCCAUUGGAUAAAAACCCAUGGCCCUGCGGCUCUCGGCCAUUUGCCGCAAAUGGCGCUGGGCCUGUCCACGGGAUUUGAUCGCGCCGUCGGUGGCGGUGACCGACCGCGCCAACGACGCCAUCCGGCAGUUCAACAAGUUCCGCCGUUUGGCACGGCAGAACGGCGACAUCCAGCGAGCGGCGCGCACCGUGCGACGAGAGUUUCCCACAGACACUCGGGUCAUCAACCGGCAGAACCAGGUGUACUUUGCGAAAUGGCACUACAUGAAGUAUUGCACCCAGGUGAUCCAGUAUGCAAUCAGGAAGAAAUUGCCUUCCGGCGAGACCUUGCGCUUGCGCUUGGACAUCGAGGAUGAGAAUGCCAUGACCCAGAAGCCCUUCGCUCCUAGCGGUCUUGGGCAAGUUAGCCCAGAGAUGGCUAAAGCUCAAGAGCAGCGGAUGGACAAGCAGCAAGAGCUCCGGGAGACGCAGCAGGCCUACGAUGAGCAGUCAUUGAGAGAGAUCAUGGCAAGUGAUGCUCUACGAUGAUCAGGAUCACAUCUUAGGGGUUGUGAGUUCCCGACGUUCAAGGAUCAAAACUCGGUUCUGACAAUCCAGACUCGGACGAGGAUGCGGACGAGACUUUUCUCUUGGUGUUUUUUCAUGUCAAUCUCCUAAUCUUGAGGGAAACCCAGAGGGUG